Molecule: messenger RNA, 1182 nt
Organism: Hydatigera taeniaeformis
Lineage: Eukaryota; Metazoa; Platyhelminthes; Cestoda; Cyclophyllidea; Taeniidae
Source: the annotation of a GenBank genome assembly
AUGGGGGAAACUGUACCAGAAGAUGGCGAAAUUGAAACUAACUAUCAUGAAACUGUGGAAAACUUUGAUCAACUAGGCUUGCGGGACGAAGUUUUACGUGGGAUUUACCAAUAUGGCUUUGAGCGUCCUUCUGCUAUCCAGCAGCGUGCGAUUUUACCUUGCCUGCAGGGUAGAGAUGUAAUUGCUCAAGCUCAGUCGGGGACGGGUAAAACAGCCACGUUUACUAUCAGUAUUUUACAAAAACUGGACGUUAGUUUGCCAAGGUGUCAAGCUCUCGUUCUGGCGCCAACAAGAGAAUUGGCAAAACAAAUCCAAUCGGUUAUCCAAAAGAUUGGUUACUUAUUGAAUGUGAAGUGUUACGCCUGUAUUGGUGGCACGCGCCUGCAACAAGACUUUCAAGUUCUUCCGGAAGGGCAGCAUGUCGUAGUUGGAACGCCUGGUCGUGUGUUCGAUAUGAUGGAUCGCCAGGUUCUAUCCACGGACUAUAUUAAAAUAUUUGUCCUAGACGAAGCCGAUGAGAUGCUCUCACGCGGUUUCGAAACUCAAAUCAAAAAUAUUUUCAGUUUUCUACCAGAGUCGGCGCAGAUAAUUCUUCUCUCGGCCACUAUGCCGCCAGAGAUAUUUGAAAUAACAAAGCAAAUGAUUAAGGAUCCGGUGAAAAUUCUCGUUAAAAAGGAGGAGCUCACAUUGGAUGGAAUUCGUCAGUUCUACAUUCAAGUGAAGUUGGAGGAUUACAAGUUGCCGACUUUGUUGGAUUUGUACACCGUUUUGGAUCUUGGUCAGGUUGUAAUCUUCGUGAACACCGUAAAGAAAGCUAUAAACCUCAAAGAGGAGCUCGUGCGUAGAGACUUCAAAGUGUCGUGUAUUCACAGUGAUCUGACGCAAGAGCAACGUGAUGCCAUAAUGAGCGAUUUUCGCAGUGGAAGUUCAAGAGUGCUUUUGAGUACGGACAUUUUGGCUCGAGGCAUCGACGUUCAACAGGUUUCUCUUGUUCUGAACUACGACCUCCCGAGUCGUCGUGAAGUGUACAUCCAUAGAAUUGGUCGCAGUGGUCGUUUCGGACGUAAAGGCGUGGCUAUCAAUUUUGUUACGGAAGAGGACGUUCCGUUGCUGGAUCAGUUAAUGAACUAUUAUCAUACUCAGAUACUGGAAAUGCCGGACAAUAUUAUGGAUCUUCUGUAA